AUGUCCUCUCGAAAGAUAUCGCGCCUCGUUCCACGAGACCAGAAAUGGCUCAUAGUCUGCCUGAUUGCGGUGUCGGUGGUCGAUUCGGUGUUGGUCGGCUUCGAUAGCUCGCUGAUGGGCAGUCUUAAUGUCAUGCCCACUUACAGUAACUACUUCACUCUCACCACCACGACCAAGUCUCUCAAUACGGCAAUCUCGUAUGUUGGCGGCGCUGCCAUGUCGCCUUUCGCCGGCUUUCUGGCCGACUGGCGAGGCCGGCGAGAAUGCGUUUACUGGUCCGCCCUCUUGGCGCUGAUCGGGGGUGUUAUUCAAGGCUCGGCACAGAACAUUGGCAUGUUCAUUGCCGGCCGGUGCGUCGUCGGCGCGGGUAUGGGCUUGGCCCAGACUGCUGCUCCGACCCUCGUGGCCGAGACUACCCCCGUCAAAUAUCGCGGCUUUGCUCUUGGCUUGUAUUAUGCUUGUUGGGGUGUGGGCACCUUGCUGGCUGCUGGCGUCUGUUAUGCAACUCAGUCUCUCAACUCGACUUACGCGUGGCGAAUCCCAAGCCUACUCCAGGCCGUUCCUAGUCUCGUCUGCUUUGGCAUACUCCAAUUCGUCCCAGAGUCACCACGCUGGCUCAUCAGUCAUGACCGUCAUGAAGAGGCCCAGGAAAUUCUUGGUAUCCUCAAUGGCGGGCAGCAUGACGAGGUGCUUGUCCAGUACCAUGAGAUUGCAGACACCAUCGCUUUCGAAAAGGAGCACAACCUGUCAAUGGUCCAGGCACUUUCCAAGAAGUCGAAUCGAAAACGUCUGCUCUUGACCACGACAUUUUCGGCUAUCGUCAUGCUUCCAGGCACAAAUAUCAUCACCUUUUAUUUUGGCGACAUGCUUCAGGGUGCCGGCAUCCGGGAUCCCAAUACCCAACUUCAAAUCAAUGUGAUUCUUGCCUCUUGGAGUUUGGUCAUCGCUGUUGUCUCGUCCUGGUACGCGGACCGGCUUGGUCGAAGGUGGCUCUGCUCUGCCAGCCUUGCUCUUCAGAUCGCCUUUAUUUUCAUCUUUGGUGGGCUGACAAAGGUAUACGGCAACUCGACUGAUACAUCCGGUAUUUAUGGUACAAUCGCCGUCAUCUUCCUAUACAACGCAGCCUACAACUGGGGCAUCACACCCCUGACGGUUCUGUAUCCGCCGGAAGUCCUAUCCUUCGAGAUAAGAAGUGUCGGUAUGGGGUUCUAUACCUUCACAACAAAAUGCUGCGGACUCCUGGUGGCUAUGGCUGUUCCAUUUGGCCUUGAAGCUAUCGGGUGGAAGUUUUACAUGGUAAACGGAUGUUUCGAUGUUCUCAUGCUGCUUUUCGUCUUCUCUACCUGGGUAGAAACACGUGGAUUGAGCCUCGAAGAGGUUGAUAGCUUGUUUGACAAAGAGAAGCGGGCCAUCGUCGCUGAACAAGUCAAGGAGGAAACCAAGAUCGAGCUGGGACAGAGCACAGUAGUCUCAAAGGUGUAG
Thyridium curvatum is the source of this 1482-nucleotide messenger RNA. RefSeq lists its product as uncharacterized. The record is from RefSeq and is a predicted model, not a curated record. NCBI's taxonomy places the organism in Eukaryota, Fungi, Ascomycota, Sordariomycetes, Thyridiales, Thyridiaceae. Gene Ontology annotation, biological process: carbohydrate transport; transmembrane transport. Gene Ontology annotation, molecular function: carbohydrate:proton symporter activity. The coding region runs from base 1 to 1482 and encodes 493 amino acids. Gene Ontology annotation, cellular component: membrane. The transcript has 3 exons.